AUGAACCCUUAUGUAUUAGCGAUCCUCAUCGCCAGCCUAGGCAUGGGAACAACCAUUACGUUUGCAAGCUCCCACUGACUCCUAGCCUGAAUGGGACUAGAGAUUAAUACUCUAGCCAUCAUUCCACUUAUAUCAAAACAGCACCAUCCACGAGCAGUCGAAGCCACCACAAAAUAUUUCCUUACACAAGCAACAGCUGCGGCCAUGAUUCUAUUCGCUAGCACUACAAACGCAUGAGUAACAGGGACAUGAAACAUCGCCCAACUCUCCGACCCAACAGCAGUGGCACUAAUUAGCAUCGCCCUAGCACUCAAAAUAGGCUUGGCCCCCGCCCAUUUCUGACUACCAGAAGUCCUACAAGGACUUGAUCUUACCACAGGGCUAAUCCUAUCCACGUGACAAAAACUAGCCCCAUUCGCGCUGAUCAUCCAAAUUUCACCAAACAUGCACCCAGCCAUCCUAACUGCCCUGGGACUCUGCUCCACCCUCGUAGGCGGGUGAGGAGGCCUUAACCAAACCCAGCUACGAAAAAUCCUAGCUUACUCCUCAAUUGCCCACCUCGGAUGGAUAAUUAUCGUCCUACAAUUCGCCCCCCAACUCACACUUCUUACGCUAGCAACGUACAUUGUAAUAACAUCAGCAGCCUUCCUUACCCUCAAGGCCUCCUCAUCCACCAAAAUCAACACACUAGCCACAGCGUGAACCAAAGCCCCCAGCCUGGCUGCACUCGCUACCCUAUCUCUCCUCUCACUAGGAGGCCUACCACCCCUUACCGGAUUUAUGCCAAAAUGACUAAUCCUCCAGGAGCUUACGAAACAAAGCCUCCCUCUAACCGCCACAAUUAUAGCCCUCUCCGCCCUCCUGAGCCUAUACUUCUACCUCCGCCUCUGCUACGCCAUAGCCCUGACUAUUGCCCCCAACGUAAACAACUCCUCCGCCCCAUGACAGCUCUUAAGCACACAGUCAACCCUCCCUUUAGCACUAACCACCGUGGCAGCACUGGCCCUCCUGCCUGCCACUCCCGCUGUCCUAGCAAUACUGACGU
Molecule: messenger RNA, 1045 nt
Organism: Chanos chanos (milkfish)
Lineage: Eukaryota; Metazoa; Chordata; Actinopteri; Gonorynchiformes; Chanidae
Source: the annotation of a RefSeq genome assembly